This is a messenger RNA of Phytophthora sojae, 1743 nucleotides long. RefSeq lists its product as hypothetical. Gene Ontology annotation, molecular function: calcium ion binding. The record is from RefSeq and is a predicted model, not a curated record. The coding region runs from base 1 to 1743 and encodes 580 amino acids. The transcript has 2 exons. NCBI's taxonomy places the organism in Eukaryota, Oomycota, Peronosporomycetes, Peronosporales, Peronosporaceae.
AUGGCCGCCGCGUUCUACUGGGAGUGCGAGGCCUUCCGCGUGGCGGUGGCGCCGUGGAGCAGCGAUGCGAGUCGCCAGCGAGCGGUGAGCGCGCGGGUGUCAGUGGCAGAGCAGCGGACGCCGGGCUUCGCGCUGCGUUUCGACUUGGAGCUGCUGACGGAGGCCGGAGCAGAGACGGGAGGCGUGUUGACGCCCAGCGGGUCCUUGAUGCGGCUCGUGAACCAGCGGCAGAUGCUGCGCGCCUUUGAGUUCGCGUUCGUCGGACCUGACGCCGAGCAGCGGCGGCCGCCGGGCGGGGAAGAAGGCGGCAACGAAUUAUUGGACCGGCAGCUGAAGAAAUGGCUGGCGGGCGGCGGGCAGGUGCCUGCGCCCCCGAAGGAGGAGCUCGCGGGGUGGCUGCUGGCCUGGAUGAUCCAGCCACUGAAAAAGAAAGCAUCGGUCCGAACCAGCAGUAGUCGCAGUUUAGGACACUCUUUCGCUUCGACUGCUUCAACUGAGCAGAGCGAGAAACCUUUACUCAAGCCAACAAUCGUACGGCUGAAUCCACGUCUCGACUCGUUGGAUGUAGUUAACCUUGAGGAACCAUCUGACGAGUGGAGUGAAGACCGACGACACUUUCAGCAGGAACUCAAUGCAUCACGGCGUGACGUACAAACUGCAAAGUGCCAGCGUGACAAGGUCGAGCGACUAGCGCAACUCCGUCACACACAGCUCCUGAAAGAGUCUGCGCGUAAGGUGCGCGUGAACGAACAGAAGCGGCGCGAUGCACAGGCUGUCCGACAGUUGAUAGCGGAUACACUGGAGUACCGCGAUGAGUUGAGCAUAAUGGAGUCCAAGGUGAAGCAGGCAUCGAUUGCCGCCCGUCGAGACCAAGAGCGAAUAAAGCGUCAAACUCGCGUAGUACUAGGCAACACCGAAAAGUCCACGCGUGGUGCCAUUAUCGGGCCCGGGCCUCUUUCAAAGAAAGAGAUGGAGCUUGUCACCGGCAAUAGUCGGGAUGAAGAUGCUGUGUACGAUCUACAUGGCCGCCGUCAUAGCUUGGAGGAAGCCAAAGUGACUGCAAAGGAGAGUGCAUUGGAGAGCGCAAUGCGUAAAGUCCGCCGCUUGCUGUUAUAUUCCAACGAAAGUGUCGACAUUUUCCGCCGAUACGAUCUCGAUCGAAGUGGGGCGCUGAGCUACAAUGAAUUCCAGCGUAUGCUUCGAGAAAAUGGUACUGGAGACUCGGCUGAGCUUACUAAAGAGCAGAGCAUGGCCUUCUUUACUCGGUUCGACGCCGACAACAGCGGAGAGAUAGAUUACCGUGAAUUGCUGUGGGGAUUUUUCAACUGGGAAGCGUUCUUAAAGCGAUGGUACGAGCGAAAGAGUGCAACUACAACUGCACCCUCGGAGCGCGAGGUGAGGCGAUUUUUCCUCAAAUACGACCGCUCCAGUCAAGGAGUAGUGACUAUCAAGCAGUUCCAGUUGGUCAUGGACUACCUUGGUGUUACCCUCAGCGAUGUAGACGCUAAAUUGCUCGCUGUAAAGUUUGAUACCGGAAAGGAUGGAUACAUCGACUACAAUAACUUCUUGAGCUGCGUGAAUCUGCCAGAGACUCAACAGGAUGUCGACUACAAGGAGGGUUUCACUGCAGAGACUACAUUGUGUCGUGAUACUGCACCACCUACUGGUAUGGAACGUAUUUGGAAGGAGCUGCAAAAUCUGUCAGAAACGCAGGCCAAGCUGCAUCGCCUUCUUCGAAAGUGA